AUGGGAGGACCUCCAAGUGCUAAGACUUACAUGGGAUGGUGGGGUCACAUGGGCUCGCCAGUUCAGAAGGGCAUUACCUCGUAUGCUGUGUCUCCAUAUGCCCAGAAGCCCCUCGCAGGUGCCGCCAACGCUGCCGUCUUUAACCUGUUCAGAAGAUUUAAGAGCCAGGUCCUGUAUGUUGCCAUUCCAGCCGGUAUCUACUGGGCCUGGUGGGUGAACUCCAGAGACUACAACGAAUACUUGUACACCAAGGCAGGUAGAGAAGAGCUGGAGAGAGUCAAUGUCUGA
Molecule: messenger RNA, 288 nt
Organism: Torulaspora globosa
Lineage: Eukaryota; Fungi; Ascomycota; Saccharomycetes; Saccharomycetales; Saccharomycetaceae
Gene: QCR8
Product: ubiquinol--cytochrome-c reductase subunit 8
Exons: 1
Coding region: 1-288 (95 amino acids)
Biological process (GO): mitochondrial electron transport, ubiquinol to cytochrome c
Source: RefSeq, a predicted model, not a curated record